AGGCCGAGAGAGACAGGCAGUGUCUGCAGCAGCUGCGCUGCCCUGCCCGCGGGUGGCUGAUGGAGGCGCGGGGAGGGCGCCCGGAGAGGGCACCGAGUCGGAGCUGCGGGGCGGCUCCCUGGCGGGGCGGUUGCUGAUUGCCCGGCUCAGCGCACGAUCUCUGCUCCUAAUGAAAGAAGAUCGUGAGGAUGGAUUACUGCAGCCAGUCAUCCCUAGUCCCCUGUGGAAAAGACAAAUACAUUUCAAAAAACGAACUGCUGUUGCACCUGAAGACCUACAAUUUGUAUUAUGAAGGUCAGAAUUUGCAGCUCCGGCACAGAGAGGAGGAAGGCGAGUUCAUUGUCGAGGGUUUGCUGAACAUCUCCUGGGGCUUGCGCAGGCCCAUCCGGCUGCAGAUGCAGGAUGACAACCAGCGGAUCCGGCCUCCUCCUUCCUCCUCCUCUUGGCACUCUGGCUGCAACCUGGGCGCACAGGGGUCUGCAGUGAAGCCAAGUAUCAUACCCGAUAUUCAGAUUACAGAUGUUGACACCCCCACGGAUGCUGAUGACUCCGGGAGUGGAACAGAUGUCGGAGACUUAAAACCCCAGCAAGAGGAAACUCCACAGCUGAUGCGGACCCGGAGCGACGUGGGAGUCCGUCGCAGAGGGAAUUUCCGUACUCCAAGUGAACAGCGGCGGAUCAAACGCCAUCGGUUUUCCAUCAACGGGCAUUUCUACAAUCACAAAACAUCUGUGUUCACACCAGCCUAUGGCUCAGUCACUAAUGUCAGGAUAAACAGCACAAUGACCACUUCUCAAGCCCUCAAACUGCUGCUCAAUAAAUUUAAGAUUGAAAACUCGGCUGACGAAUUUGCAUUGUAUAUUGUCCACACCAGUGGAGAAAAACAGAAAUUGAAGGCUACAGAUUAUCCCCUGAUUGCCCGCAUUCUGCAAGGGCCAUGUGAACAGGUCUCCAAGGUCUUCCUGAUGGAGAAGGACCAAGUUGAAGAAGUCACCUAUGAUGUUGCUCAGUACAUCAAAUUUGAAAUGCCAGUUCUUAAAAGCUUCAUCCAGAAGCUCCAAGAAGAAGAAGACCGUGAAGUGAACAAACUUAUGCACAAAUACACAGUUCUCCGGUUAAUGAUAGAACAAAGACUAGAAGAGAUUUCCGAGAGCCCGGCAACAAUCUAAAGUUCUUCUCAGCGCUGUGCUGCAGCCCUGUAUUGGCGGUCGGUCUCUCUAAGAAUCACUGUUUACAUGAAGAAUGAAAAGAAGAUGCACUCCAUCCUGGGAACCAAACCUGAAUGCAAAACCCUGUGGAGACUGAAUGCGUGUCCUGUACCUGCGCAGCAGACAUGGAUGUGUAAGAGUCAAUGGACUCCUUCUGCAGAAGGAAAAUCUUCCAGUAAUUUUCCUUUUCCCCCUCUCAAAGGAAAUGAUUUACAGAAUGCAAGCCCAGCAUUCACAAAGAGGAGAGUUGACCUUGCUGGCAUGUCGAAAGAAGGCUUUUGGGAUAUGCCCACCAAGGCUGGUGUGGCAUGCCUGUGCGCCUUGACCUGCAGUGUCUGUACUGAAGAAGCAGUUGAGUUGAGAGAAGUGGAUCAUGCUCCUUUGCUUCUCGCCUACUGCGAUUCUGAGAUGCUUAUCCAUGCUUGAGUGCUGAUGUUACUAUGCAUAGGGUCUCAUGUCUGUACGCAAAAGAGAGAACAAAACUCAUGCUCACAAAAGCUAGUAAACCAGCUUCUGCCAUGCCUGCACACUUAGAAAAUACUAGUCCGUUUAAAUACUCCAGACCAAUCCCAGUACGGGUAGCCACUUUGCUGCAAUAACUCCUGCCAACCUCCACUCGUGCCAGAAUGUCGUGCAUUAUGAAGUGUGUUUUUGAGGGAAAGAUAUAUGUUCUGUGUAACUUUUUCCCAUACAGGACAGUCCUCUGUGUUCUUUAUUUUUCCUGUUCAGAGGGUUCUCAGAGUGCAGCCACAAAAGAUAUACUUUUCCCCCCCUGCAUGGUAUGGGUGGGAGAUGCAUCUUGUUGUCCCCUGGUGCUAGACUUUUCCUGCCUC
Molecule: messenger RNA, 2041 nt
Organism: Chelonoidis abingdonii (Abingdon island giant tortoise)
Lineage: Eukaryota; Metazoa; Chordata; Testudines; Testudinidae
Gene: RASSF2
Product: Ras association domain family member 2
Biological process (GO): regulation of non-canonical NF-kappaB signal transduction; positive regulation of JNK cascade; signal transduction
Cellular component (GO): cytoplasm; nucleus
Source: RefSeq, a predicted model, not a curated record